Dendronephthya gigantea is the source of this 896-nucleotide messenger RNA. RefSeq lists its product as uncharacterized. Gene Ontology annotation, molecular function: nucleic acid binding; hydrolase activity, acting on acid anhydrides, in phosphorus-containing anhydrides; zinc ion binding. NCBI's taxonomy places the organism in Eukaryota, Metazoa, Cnidaria, Anthozoa, Malacalcyonacea, Nephtheidae. The coding region runs from base 105 to 896 and encodes 263 amino acids. The record is from RefSeq and is a predicted model, not a curated record. The transcript has 2 exons.
CAGCAGGCCGCAAAGCAUGAUGGGUAUUGAGCGCUCAAUUAUGCGAACGCUUCAUUUGACGUUUUGACUGUCGUGAUGUGAAGAGCUCUGCGAGUAUAGGAAAAAUGGAUGCUUUCGAAAGACAGGAUUUUCAAGCUGCGAUAGUGCAAAAUACUAUGAUGUAUAUGUAUUGUUGCGAUCCGCAUUACGACUUAUCUUUUACUGUACCGAGUUUACCGUUUUUUAAGCUGCAUGGGCUUUGCUGCCAUUUCGCCUUUCAUAAUACUCCGUCUGAAAGAAGACUUUGUAUUAUACCAAACACCGAAGCACUGCUUUCGAAGUUGAAUGGCCUUAAAUCUCCUUGUGUCAUCAACGUUAAAGCAAGUACUAUAUUUGAGUUUGGUACUAUCCCUGAUGAAUUUAUUCAUUGUAAAGCGGAGAGAAUGCUUUUAAUUUGGGAUUUUGAUGUGGAUCGUGUAUUGACAGAAAAUACGAGCGCUGUGGAUGCGGUUACUCCUGAUUUUGAUGACAUCGAAAUUAAUAAUGAGGACAGUGAAGAAGAUGAAAGUGAAGAAGUUGAAAGUGAUGAGGAAGAAAUCACUCAUGCUCUACCAUUCAAGUGCAUUGGAGCUGCUCAUGAACAAAGUUACCAACAUCAUCUGGAACAGGCAUAUCUUGCCCUUGAAUAUAAUGAAUCAGUAAAUGUUAGACUAAGACCAGAGCCGGAGAAUCCUCGGGACCAAAAUGCAAUUGCUAUUGAUCUUCAUUAUGGAACUCAAUGGGAAAAUGUUGGAUAUAUAGCUUCUGAACAUUGCAAGUAUUUACAUCCACUGAUUGCAGCAGGAGAUAUACUAGACGUCUAUGUUGAACACAUCAAGUUUCGGGUUAACUUUUUAAAAAUAGGAAAAUCUGGAUAA